Brugia malayi is the source of this 633-nucleotide messenger RNA. RefSeq lists its product as uncharacterized. The transcript is spliced from 3 exons. Gene Ontology annotation, biological process: phosphatidylinositol biosynthetic process. Bases 1 to 633 code for a protein of 210 amino acids. Gene Ontology annotation, cellular component: Golgi apparatus; membrane. The record is from RefSeq and is a predicted model, not a curated record. Gene Ontology annotation, molecular function: CDP-diacylglycerol-inositol 3-phosphatidyltransferase activity. Lineage: Eukaryota; Metazoa; Nematoda; Chromadorea; Rhabditida; Onchocercidae.
AUGGCAGGAAUGAACGUCUGGCUUUUUUAUCCAAAUCUGAUUGGCUAUUUACGCAUUCUCCUAGCUUUGGUAUCAUGUGAGGCUAUGACCUAUGCACCAUGGCGUGCGGCUAUUUGUUACAUUCUAAGCGCUGCUUCGGAUGCUGUUGAUGGAUAUGUGGCGCGGCUGUAUAAUCAGUCAUCACGUUUUGGCGCUAUGCUGGAUAUGUUAACAGACCGUUGUGCCCUCAUGGCAUUGGUAAUAUGUUGCGGAUGUUUCUAUCCUGAUUACCUGUUUUAUUUCCAAAUGUCAGCCGUGGUUGAUAUUGCUUCGCAUUGGCUUCAUUUUCAUGCUAGCGAUGUGACGGGUAAAAUGACUCACAAACAAUCUUCAAAUACAGUUUUGCAUCUCUACUAUACAUCUCGAUUGUUCUUGUUUGUGAUGUGUCUGGGAAACGAGACGUUCUAUAGUUUGGUAUAUAUCAGUCAUUUCUGGUCUGGUCCAGGUGUUCAUGGUUUUCAUCUUAUUCCAUUCCUAACGGUACUUUUUUUCCCAUUUGCGUUGCUAAAAUCGAUGAUUAGCUUACUUCACCUUAUCAUUGCCGCACAAACAUUAGUAGCCAAAGAUCAGGAAUUAAUUAAGCAAAGCAAAUGA